AUGGGCCUUAUACGCAAGCUCAGCAAACCUUUGAUCCUUAUCUUUGUCGUCACGUGGGAUUUUGGUCUCUUCUUACUCAACGUUAUUCUUCCCGCGCGUAAGCCUGGCCACGUAGUCCCGGCAGGAGCACCUGGCCAUGCUCUCAAUUGGCCAGCCUACGAACCUCCUAAGCCGACUGACUCACGUUCUUCAUGUAAGCGAUAUCGACCUGCUUUCACUCACGAAGCUCGUUGGCUGACUCGAUUCGCGAUCCUAGGCCCGAUGCUCAAUGCCCUAGCCAACCACAACAUCCUUCCUCACUCGGGUCGCGAUAUCUCCUUUCGGACGCUCAAUACCACGGUCCGCCAAUGCUUCAACUUCGCACCCAGCUUCUGCUUCUUCGUGCCACACUUCGCCGCCGACUUCCUUGACCGCUCGUAUUGGAGGGACAGUUUCAAUCUCGAAGAGCUGAGCAAGCACAAUGCGAUUGAACAUGAUGCCAGCUUGACAAGGCGGGAUGCAGCGCUCGAGCCCAAUCAGAGCAAGCCAGAUAUCCAACUUGUGGAGCAGCUACUGGCUAGUGCGACUGGCGGGACUCCAGAAGCUAGACUGCUGACGAAGAAAGACCUGAGUGCGAUGUUGAGCCGUCGGAGGGUGGAGAGUAGAAAAGAGAAUGAAGCGUAUAGUGAGAGUCGGUUCCACAAUGGGUUCGGAAGCGCGAACUCGUCGACCAUGCUAACUAUUUUCGGCGGCCGCAUCAAUGACCUACGACCCAUGCUCUUGGAAGAGCGGUUCGCCGAAGACUGGGAGCCACGCAUUCGUUCCCACUUCGGUCUUACCAUGGCGGCAUUCAACGGGACGGUCUUGCCGGUGGAGAGAGGCGUCAACACGAAAGCCUAUGUCAGGAGCAUGGAAAGCGAAGGCGUGGCACCAACAGGCAUGGCACAGUGA
Messenger RNA from Didymosphaeria variabile, 930 nucleotides. RefSeq lists its product as uncharacterized. The transcript has 2 exons. NCBI's taxonomy places the organism in Eukaryota, Fungi, Ascomycota, Dothideomycetes, Pleosporales, Didymosphaeriaceae. The record is from RefSeq and is a predicted model, not a curated record. The coding region runs from base 1 to 930 and encodes 309 amino acids. Gene Ontology annotation, molecular function: peroxidase activity.